This is a messenger RNA of Parascedosporium putredinis, 1917 nucleotides long. The record is from the annotation of a GenBank genome assembly. Lineage: Eukaryota; Fungi; Ascomycota; Sordariomycetes; Microascales; Microascaceae.
AUGCGGCCCAAAGAUGCGAAGACGAGCCUGCAGUCCGAACCCACGACAGCGAUAUCGUCGGUGGAUAUCCAGACUCUCUCCUUCCCCGACGGUUCCCGGGGCACAUUUUCCACCCCGGGCACGCGAGCCGUGUCCACGCCCCUCUCACGCGGCAGUGGCAGCGGCAGCGGCCAUGCCACACCCGCCCGAAGCCAGUCGGGCGGCGAGGAGAUGAUGGCGCGAGCCCUCCUGGCGGGCGAGUUCAACAAGAAGAGCCCGGCGUGGAAUCUUCUCCGCUCGCAGUCUACGCUGGCCACUCCGUUUGAAGCGACGCAGCGCGAGGCCGUCGAUUCCCUUGCGGAGUUUGACCGGGAAUUUGACAUCAUCCCCGAGGUUGGAGUGCAGGGCCUCAACGACGACGACAGGAUCCGGCUCUGGAAGUCCAAGCUUAAGCACUACAUGGUCCUCUCUUCGGCGGGGAAGCCGAUUUAUAGCAGGCACGGCGACCUACCCUUGAUCAACUCGUCGAUGGGUCCGCUCUAUUUCGUCGCCAUUAGCCGCCUCGGGGAGAGUGAUGCGCAGCUCAGGAACCAGCUCGAGGCGCUCUACAUGCAGAUCCUCUCCACGCUCACGCUGCCCACUCUCAGAAACAUAUUUGGGUCACCCUCUUCUCUCCUGAGCGCUCUCGAGUGCUUGAAACUACGCAAGACCCACCGCAACGCCAUUACCAACAUGUUUCUCAAGAUGCGAGCUGACAAGCUUCUCUACGGCCUCCUUGUCGCGGGCGGCAAGCUCGUGAGCGUCAUCCGUCCGCGCAGACAUUCGCUGCACCCCAGCGACAUGCAGCUCAUCUUCAACAUGCUCUUCGAGUGCGACAACAUUAGGGCUGGCGGAGGCGAGAACUGGAUACCUCUAUGCCUUCCCGCGUUCAACAACCGCGGCUACCUCUACAUGUACGUAAGCUUCUUUGACGGGGCGACCUCGGACGAUGCCACGCCGGAACCACGGGGCGCCGAUGCCGCCACAUCAUCUCCUGAUGAAGAGAUUGCCAUCAUCCUCAUCAGCCCGGAUAAGGAGAGCUUUUUUGAGCUCAAGGACAUGAGAGAUCGGGUGGCGAGGCAGUUGACAAAGAGCGGCAGCCUCGCCAUCAUCCAGACGGCCGCCCGUCUCGGCCGACCCAAGGUCGCGGAAGUGGCGCCGGGCUGCCAAAUCAGCCACUACCUAUACAAGUCUCGGGCCAACGUCCAGUUCAGCACGGCAUCCUUUGACCCAGUCUUCACCGACCUCAUCGCGAGACGACGUCUCAUGACGCUCUACCACGAGCUGCAUGCGGCAAUCCACGCAAAGCACUCCCACCUCAAAAUUAUCCACCACGUCAGCGAAGAUGCUUCGGCUCUGGCGAGCGUCAUCACCCAGGGCGCGAAUAAGAUUACGCAGUGGGCAAAGCGAGAGGAGGAGCGUUUGUUCAUCAUUGGCGCGCGCUACGGCGAAAGUUUCCACCAGGCCUCUGGAAUGGCCGUCGCCGUAGCUCUCGCGUCGUCGGCGGGGAGGUUCACGUCCACCGAGUGGCGAUUCCAGAUGGAGGAGCGACUGCCCCCAAAACUCGAGGACGCCGAGUGGCUAACCUUGCCGGAGCCUCGGCCCCGCCGAAGCUUCCUCACGGGCAGCCGGAUCCAUUCUCUCAGCUUGUCGCCCGGGGAGGAUCUCCGCCAGCUCGUCGACGAGGACCACGAGGAAGUGAAGGACGUGGGACUGAGCUCGGAGGGGCCGUACGUGCUGAGCGACCGGCGCGAGCGAGACGAGGUGGUGUCGACGGGCGCGGCCGCCGAGGUGUCUGGGCCGACGAGGGAUUCGGAGAAGGGGGCGUCAAAGUCUUCGUGGAAUCGGCUGCUGCCGGGAGGAAGUGACGCGCGAGAGGCGCUCGGUGUCGACCUUUAA